UGACUAUCUGCCUGAUAUUUCAGGUAUCAACCAGCUGUCAUUCUGGGUGCUGCCACUUGGGGUCACGGGCGGUGGGGCGAUGGUGAGGUAGGCUAGGUGGCCCCUGCGCAAGCAAGGCCAAGUAAUUCUUGUAGCGCAGCUCUGGCCACUCCCUGAACAGACCAGCACGCAACCCGAUCGGUUUCCAUCGUCCAAUUCCAUUCCAUUUCCUGACCGGACAACAACUAACCUAAAGCUUUGCUUUGCCAUCACCGCGACACGCUAGCUACCUACCUACCCGACCGAAAAGUAAAACGAAGGGAUAGAACGCGAGAGAGAGAAACAAGAUGUGGCUUGUUAACUGGUUCUACGAUGUGCUCUCUUCGCUUGGCUUGUUGAACAAGCAUGCCAAGCUGUUGUUUUUGGGCUUGGACAAUGCGGGCAAGACGACGCUGUUGCACAUGUUGAAGAAUGACCGGGUGGCUAUUUUGCAGCCUACGUUGCAUCCUACUUCCGAGGAGCUCGCGAUUGGUAAUGUCAGGUUUACGACUUUUGAUUUGGGUGGUCAUCAGCAGGCUCGCCGCCUCUGGAAGGAUUACUUCCCCGAAGUCAACGGCAUCGUCUUCCUCGUUGACGCCAAGGACCACGAGCGGUUCCCCGAGGCCAAGGCCGAGAUUGAUGGGCUUCUUUCGAUGGAGGAGCUGGCCAAGGUCCCGUUUGUGGUGUUGGGUAACAAGAUUGAUCACCCGGAUGCGGUAAGUGAGGAUGAGCUUCGCCACCAUUUGGGGAUUUACCAGACGACGGGCAAGGGCAAGAUUCCGCUGGAGGGGAUCCGCCCGAUUGAGGUUUUCAUGUGCUCGGUUGUGAUGAGGCAGGGGUAUGGGGAUGCUAUUCGGUGGUUGUCGCAAUACGUUUAGGGGAGGGGUUUGGAUAUGGGGGGGAGUGAGGUGACGGGGCGAUAUGAGGGACGGUAUAAGAGGGUAGUAAUGGAUGGGGAUAAGAAUCAAUACAGAAGGCCAGUUGCGUUUGCUUGUGUUUGAUGGGGGAUUGCGGGUGUGGUUGGCUGUUGAACUUGUGGUGUAGGCAUGGGCGAGAAUGUUUUGAGGCGUUAUGAUAUAUGAUUUAUAUUGGAAAUGAUACUUUUCUACCUGCCUCUCA
Podospora pseudocomata is the source of this 1137-nucleotide messenger RNA. It is a transcript of the gene SAR1, whose product is annotated as COPII coat GTPase. Gene Ontology annotation, molecular function: GTP binding; GTPase activity. The record is from RefSeq and is a predicted model, not a curated record. The transcript has 4 exons. The coding region runs from base 327 to 896 and encodes 189 amino acids. Lineage: Eukaryota; Fungi; Ascomycota; Sordariomycetes; Sordariales; Podosporaceae. Gene Ontology annotation, biological process: endoplasmic reticulum to Golgi vesicle-mediated transport; vesicle organization; membrane organization. Gene Ontology annotation, cellular component: COPII vesicle coat; endoplasmic reticulum exit site.